Messenger RNA from Macaca mulatta (Rhesus monkey), 1662 nucleotides. NCBI's taxonomy places the organism in Eukaryota, Metazoa, Chordata, Mammalia, Primates, Cercopithecidae. The record is from RefSeq and is a predicted model, not a curated record.
AAGAGCAUGAUGCACCCGAUGCUCGGAUUGGAUGAAGUGACAAAGGUAGCCCCGCUGGUUCGGGCGUUUGGCUGUUCCUGUGUCUUGACUCCCGCUUUGGAAAUAGAGGUAGGGCUGGCUCCCAGUCGGUCCCAGAGACCCUCCCACUCCUCCCCCACCUUCCCGCAGCUGGGACCCGCUUCGAGCUGUUUUUGGCCACGCGCGCUUAUCGGAUAGACCUGCAGUCCCGCAGAGAGGAAGGGCGCCCGGGCCGCCAGCCGCGCGGGGAGGACGCCAGCACCCAGGUGACGUCCCGCGGGCCGCCGCGAGGGGGGCCGGGCUCGGGCGUGGGCGCGCCCCAGGGCGCGGCGGGAACGGCCUGGCGCCAGCUCCACCAGUCGCCCCUCCCCGGGGCUGGCUCGCCGGUAGUGUCUGAUUAUUGGGGGAUCCCUCUCCAUCCCAGAAGCUUUAAUCCCUGGAAGUCCAUGAACAAUGAAUCCAUUUCACUCAUCUUGUUGGAACACCUCUGCCGAACUUUCAAACAAAUCCUGGAAUAAAGAGUUUGCUUAUCAAACUGCCAGUGUUGUAGAUACAGUCAUCCUCCCUUCCAUGAUUGGGAUUAUCUGUUCAACAGGGCUGGUUGGCAACAUCCUCAUUGUAUUCACUAUAAUAAGGUCCAGAAAAAAAACAGUCCCUGACAUCUAUAUCUGCAACCUGGCUGUGGCUGAUUUGGUCCACAUCAUUGGAAUGCCUUUUCUUAUUCACCAGUGGGCCCGAGGGGGAGAGUGGGUAUUUGGGGGGCCUCUCUGCACCAUCAUCACAUCCCUGGAUACUUGUAACCAAUUUGCCUGUAGUGCCAUCAUGACUGUAAUGAGUGUGGACAGGUACUUUGCCCUCGUCCAACCAUUUCGACUGACAAGUUGGAGAACAAGGUACAAGACCAUCCGGAUCAAUUUGGGCCUUUGGGCAGCUUCCUUUGUCCUGGCAUUGCCUGUCUGGAUCUACUCGAAGGUCAUCAAAUUUAAAGACGGUGUCGAGAGUUGUGCUUUUGAUUUGACAUCCCCUGACGAUGUACUCUGGUAUACACUUUAUUUGACAAUAACAACUUUCUUUUUCCCUCUACCCUUGAUUUUGGUGUGCUAUAUUUUAAUUUUAUGCUAUACUUGGGAGAUGUAUCAACAGAAUAAGGAUGCCAGAUGUUGCAAUCCCAGCGUACCAAAACAGAGAGUGAUGAAGUUGACAAAGAUGGUGCUGGUGCUGGUGGCAGUCUUUAUCCUAAGUGCUGCCCCUUAUCAUGUGAUACAACUGGUGAACUUACAGAUGGAACAGCCCACACUGGCCUUCUAUGUGGGUUAUUACCUCUCCAUCUGUCUCAGCUAUGCCAGCAGCAGCAUUAACCCUUUUCUCUACAUCCUGCUGAGUGGAAAUUUCCAGAAACGUCUGCCUCAAAUCCAAAGGAGAGUGACUGACAAGGAAAUCAAAAAUAUGGGAAACACUCUGAAAUCACACUUUUAGGAAAGUACAUGGAUCACCAUGAGUCUAGACAUGAUUAUCUUACUGGUAUUAUUAGAAAGGGCAGGUGUACCGAUAUGUUUAUGCCCAUUUUUCUUGUGUACUUGUGACUCUUAGCAGCAUGGAACAGAAGUGUAACCAUGCAAAUGCAAUGAGUUUAAUAUGCUAACU